AGAGAGGGAGAGGGCGCCUGGGCUGAAUUGUGAGUGGCUUACGACACUCAGUGAACAGAAGGUGUUUCUGCAUGCACUGCCAGUGCACUAGUCUGCUGCAAGGGAUCGAGCAUCUCUCUCCUCCCCAUACACCGCGCCUGUCUUCAGCCUCAGCAUCUACAGCCUCCGCAGCCCACAGGAAAUGAGCUUCAUACAAAGAAGACUUUACUGAAGAUUUGAGUCUUACUAGACACACUAUCAUCAAUGAUCUUUGGAUAUCACUACUAUACAAAAAAUUAAAAAGGACAGGAAAAAGAAAAAUAGAGCUAUAUGAUGCAGAUCACACAGCUUUUGCAUGUUCACAAUUGCGAAGAAACAACCACUGACAGAAUGCCAAUGAGCUUCACUCAAUGUACAUUGUGCAGGUCAGUGAUCACUUUAGGUUAUGGAUGGUGAUUUGCGACGACAGAUCGGGAGUCUUUAACAAGAAGGGAGGAAAAGAGGGAGCGUGAGAGUUUGGAGUGGAUUAUUCCCUCCUUCGUGCAUGUUUUCCCCCACUCGUCUCUCCCACAGAUCAGCGCAGCAGUCAAUGCAGAGGAGCGGUGGAGAGAGGACAGCGCUCAUGCAUGCAGUCCGGGAAACUUGCACUUCCUACCAGCCUGCUGAAUGCCACUUGGAUUCGCUCUCUUUUUGGCUCUUUCACACGAGGAGAACUAAGACAUUGUAAGUCUGCCAGGAUCUGGUGUCCGAUGAAAAGGAGGGGGGGCUGAAUUUGUACAACACUGGAGUCUUUUUUAGUUUCACACAUAAUUAGCGUCGGCACAAAGGGAUCAACUGAAUAGAGGUUGUCAGCCUCUGGAAAGGGGUGAGUAGGCAUCCUUUCAUGUGAGAUUGAUUCUUGAGGAGCGCAUUUUUUUGUACCUUCGUCUCUCUUUUCCUUUCUCUGAUCUAACAUGAGCAAAGUGACUUGUCGUUUAUUUGCCGUCGCUCUUCUCCUUUCAAUGUGGCAGGAUUUCUUGAUUCUUUAAGUACCGAUUCACCAUCCAUAUUCUCUAUAAAUACAUAUCAACUGAAAAGACUUGGGGAGUUACAAAUCACAAAAUCUAAAAUGACCAAGAUCUGAAAGAUUCAAUGGACUUUUUCUCUACGACACUGCAGGAUAUUCAUGCUAAUGGAUUUCCUCCUAAUUGGUCUGUACCUAAAGUGGCCACUAAGAAAGCCCCCUGGGCUAAUACUGUGCUCCCUGGGCAUUGUUCUGAAAAUAGUUCCGUUGGUGGGAGGGAGCUGUCCGAGGCCGUGCCGAUGUGACAACAAGCUAUUGUAUUGUGAAGGGCUCAACCUGACUGACAUCCCCCAAAACCUGAGCAGUGCCAUUGGUUUGUCCCUGCGUGAGAAUAACAUCUCUGAGCUGCGGGAAGGGGACUUUGUUAGCCUGUCGCAGCUUACCUGGCUCUACUUGGAUCAUAACAAUAUUGAGAUUGUGGAGGAGAACGCCUUUGAGAGGCUGCGAAGGGUUAAAGAGCUGGAUCUGAGUUCCAACCGGAUAGAAAUCCUGCCCAACGGGACCUUCAGACCUCUGCCCAAUCUGCGAAUAUUGGAUUUAUCUUAUAACAGACUUCAAUCCUUGGAGCCAGACCUUUUCCAUGGCCUUAGGAAGCUUACCAAUUUACAUUUGCGCUACAAUGCCCUUAAAUUCAUCCCUGUGCGGAUUUUCCAGGAUUGCAGGAGCAUGCAAUUCCUGGAUCUGGGUUACAACCAGCUGCAGAGCCUGGCACGUAAUUCAUUUGCCGGACUCUUCAAGCUCACUGAGCUGCAUCUGGAGCACAACGAGUUGGUGAAAGUCAAUCUGGCCCAUUUCCCCCGCCUCAUAUCCCUGCGGACCCUCUACAUGCGAAACAAUAAGGCCACCAUUGUGGUCAGCACCCUUGACUGGACCUGGGACCAUUUGGAGAAGAUUGACUUCUCCAACAAUGAGAUUGAGUACAUUGAGCCCCAUGUGUUCGAGAGUGUACCCAACCUUAACACUCUUAUGCUGGACUCUAAUAAACUGACUUACAUAGAUCAGCGGAUUUUGGACUCAUGGACAUCCCUGAGCAGCUUAACUCUGUCGGGUAAUGACUGGGAAUGCAGCAGGAAUGUCUGUGCCUUGGCUUCCUGGCUUAGCAACUUCCAGGGACAACGUGACAGUGGCUUGUUGUGCGCCAGCCCGGACAUUGCACAGGGUGAGGACAUACUGGAUGCCGUCUACGCUUUCCAGUUAUGCGAGGACAAUGUAGAAGCAACAACGCAGACCUUCACCGCUACCAGAAACCGUGCCAGAGGCUUCAUAUACGAUGGGUCAACGAGAAAUACCUAUGACCUGCAGGACGUGGAGGGCGGGGAAGUGGUAACCAACUCCUUAACGGUGACUGCAUCUGCUGAUGACCUGGAGAGCACCAUGCAGAUUCACAAGGUGGUGACAGGCACCAUGGCCCUCAUUUUCUCCUUCCUGAUCAUGGUCCUCAUGCUCUAUGUGUCCUGGAAAUGUUUCCCGGCAGGCAUCAGGCAGUUAAGGCAGUGCUUCACCAGCCAGCGUCGCAAACAGAAGCAGAAGCAGACCAUGCAGCAGAUGGCUACUACAUCUGCAUCCGAGUACUACGUUGACUACAAACCCAACCAUAUUGAGGGGGCACUUGUCAUCAUCAACGAGUACGGCUCUUGCACGUGCCAGCAGCAGCCAUCUCGAGAGUGCGAGGUGUGAUAUUCCACCCAUGUCAUUUUUAAAAAUCAGUGGUUUCAAAGUUAGAAUGGAUAUGGAACACACGUUAACUUGGCACCUCAUUUUGCUGCUCUCAGGAGGAAGCUAACUUUUCUUGAGUGCAAAUGGACUAAAAACAGAGAUUUAGUGCUGAUUUCAACAGCCUCAAAGCCUUGUGGGAGAAUUUGACUCUAACACCUGUGUACUUGAUGCAAAAGAUGUGGAAUAAUUAUGUUGACCUGUCCUGGCUUCUCUUAUGAAGAGUGGAUAUUUGAGCUUUAAUGUGUCUUUCUACUUCAGGAUAUUCUAGGACUUUCUAAAGGUAUCGAGGACAUCCAGAACACAAUUUUUACUGUGGUAACAAACAUACAAAAUCGGAGAGGAAAACAACAAAACAAAUAAACCCUUAAAAAAAGAUUAUAUGUAAAAUAUGUUAACAGCAGAAAUGCAAGAGUGGGGAUAAAAUGCAAGAUGUUAUCUUAUUUCUUUUGUAAUCUAUGGAGAAAAAAAGAAGAGGAAAAUACAAAUGUUUAAAUAAAUGAAUUGCAAUUCACAGUACUCAUUUUUGCAGGUGAGUUGGAGGGUUGCUUUUUUUGUCUGUGAUCGCGGGGAAAGAUGUUCAGAGAGCUCUGCAGUAUUUCAGGAUGUAAAUAAGCAGGCCUGUUGGGAGCGCUUCACUUCAUUUGAAAUGUUAAGCCUCAGUCAAAGGUUCAGAUCUCCUCGUCUCUCCCCGAGAUAUAAUUACUGUGCAAAGCUUGAUUGUUAUGGCUGUUGCAGUUGUCCCACUUGUACCUAUCCUAAAUAGAUUAAGCAAACUAGCAAAAACAAGACAGGCUAAUGCGGUUUGAUCGGAUCUCACAUGAUAAAGUCAAACAUUUGUAUGCUGUGCAAAUAAACAAGACAAGGAGUGUCUAAGACCUUAAUUCCCUUCACUGCUUCCACAGACUUCACAGACAACACAUAAAAAGAGCCUCAACCAAGGGGUAAAAGGAGUGAGAGGAGGUCUUAAACAUUCAAAUCUAAAUGUACUUGAAAUGGGUGUGAUCCUUUUUUUUUUUUUUUUGGAUGAUUCGUUUUGUUUUAUUUUGUUUAUUUUGCAAAUUCUAGAUGUAUAUUCAAUUGCGGCUUUCUGUUUAGGUGUGACAUGAUGUCCUGUGGUAAGCCAUUGUUAUUGUGUGAGUGAUCAUCCUGACGGAUUGUUAGAUCGUGCACACCCCACAUCAGUGGCUAUUGCACUGGUGAAAGCACAGGGCCUCUGAGAGAAGGUACAGGCUGCUCCCUAGUGUUCAUACCGGCAGUAGAGAAAGACGAGAUACCGCAGCAACAAGCCCUUGAAUUUCUCUUGCCCAGGCUUUGUGUGUCUUCUUGUAUAUGCCUGUUGCUUGUCUAUAUGCAUUCUCUAAGCUCAGCUCAGGAUUACCACCACAGCGUAAAUUAUCUGGACUAAACAACAAAACCAGACUGAUUCUAAAAAGGGAGAUCUCACUUUGUGAGUCAACACCUCACUCACUUGGCUGUUAUAGUGAUGGAUUUGUUUAGUAAGUAUAGGGGACAUGCCACUGUGAAGAUGGUGUGUGUGAGGUACUACUUGUGUGUUUGUGUGUGAAUGUGGGUGUAAGAGUGCAUGUAUGUGUACGCAUUUACAUUUUGACUAUUUAAGUGGGUGUGAUUUUGUUUUUGUGUCGUCCCCUGAAAAGGUGGAAUUGAGUUUGUUCUGACCAGCUGCAUGUGUGAAGUAUUAAUUUGUCAAGUAUGACUGGGAUACGCCUUAAAGGGACCAUUUAAGGCUGAGCAAAUAUUUUUACAAUCAAAUCAGACAGUUUUAUUAUGAAUUCCAAAGUCCCGCCCCCUUUGAAUCCUUUAAUACUUGAUAUGAAACUGUUCUAUUUUCAGCACUGUAUUUGAUGCGUAUAUGAAGCUAAGCCAAGCUAAACCAAUAAAAUGUAUUCCUACUGUUGUAAAUGAUACGCAAUGUGACACG
This is a messenger RNA of Sinocyclocheilus rhinocerous, 4697 nucleotides long. RefSeq names its product leucine-rich repeat transmembrane neuronal protein 1-like. The record is from RefSeq and is a predicted model, not a curated record. The coding region runs from base 1145 to 2719 and encodes 524 amino acids. Lineage: Eukaryota; Metazoa; Chordata; Actinopteri; Cypriniformes; Cyprinidae. The transcript has a single exon. Gene Ontology annotation, molecular function: protein binding.